UAUCAAUUUGGAAAAAAAUUGGUAUUUUUACUAUGGUGAGUUUUCCUAACCAUAAAUUUUAUGGUGUGUUUCUCCAUUUAUUUAGAUCUUCAUUAAUUUCUUUGGUCAGCCUUUUAUAGUUUUCAAGAUACAAGUCCUAUACAUGUUUUGUGAGAUUUCCAUUGGUGUAUUUCAGUUGAGCGACUAAAUGGUAUAUUUCUGAUUUCAUUGUCCAUAAGUUCAAAGUCAGUAUAUAGAAUUGUGGUUGGAUUUUGUGUUUAUCUUGUAUCCUGUGGAAUUGCCAAACUAAUUUAUCAGUUCUAAGAGUUUUUUAUAGACUCCUUGGGACUUUUUGUGUAACAAUCAUGUCAUUUGCAAAUAAGGACUGUUUUAUUUUUUUCUUUCCUGUCUGUAUGCCUUUCACUUCCUUUCUUGCUUUAUUGAACUAGCUAGAACUUCCAGUGCUAUGAACAGUGAGGACGGGCAUCUUUGCCUUGCUCCCAGCCUUUGGGAGAAGGCAUCCACUCUAUAACAUUAAAUGUACCGUUAAGUACAAUGUUGAUCUAUGUGUAGAGUCGGCUUUUGUAAGUGCUCCCUAGCUGUGGGAAAGGAGCAGUCUAUAGAUUUGAUGAACUAGCUCUUUUAGAGGUAGUCUCCCCCUACUUUAGAUAGAUUCAGGUGGAGUUGUUUACUAGAGUGAAGUGUAAAGAAUGAAGAUCUUAGAAUUUGGAGUCAGAACAGGCAGAUUUAAAUUUUGACUCUUCCACCUCCUAAGUGCUAGGUGGUCCAGACGCAUUAUUUAUAAACCUCUCAGAGCCCAUUUCUUCCUCCACAAAAAAGGGAGAAAUGCACCAUCCUGCCUUCUUGCUCCAUGAGUUUAAGCAUCCAAGGGAAUAAUAAUAAAGAGUGUGUCAGUUAUUAUAUCACUGCCAGGGGCAGCCCCAUCCCCACAGGAGGUGUAAAAUUGCCCCAAACUUAGUGACAGCUUCACCAUGCCCUUCUGUGGCCCCACCCAGCACCUUAAUUUAUUUAUCUCUACGUUAGAUUCAGCAACUUAUAAUGGAUCAUUAGAAUUUGCAUUUGGAAUCUUAAAUCAAAAGGCUAAAUGAUCCAGUAAUUUUUGCUGUCUCAAGGGCAGAUUACCAGAGUUCAUUAUUUCCUGGUUCCUCCGCUCACUGUCUGUGUGAACUUUGACAAAUGUAAUCUCCAAAUUCACCUUUAAGUACCAACACUUGUAAAAUGGGAGUAAUGACAGAACUACCUCAGAGGACUUGUGGUGAGGACCAAAUGAGUGAAUUUAUGUAACAAUUUUAGCAUGAUGUGUUACCUGUUUACUAUUGGUGACUAUAACGGACACAAAUUUGUGAAUCACCUUUCUUAAAAAAAAUUGUUUGCUUUGCAGAUUUAAAAAAAAAUGGAUUUGGCCAACCACGGACUUAUUCUCCUGCAACAGUUAAACGCUCAGCGAGAGUUUGGUUUCCUGUGUGACUGCACGGUUGCCAUCGGCGAUGUGUACUUCAAGGCACACAAAUCAGUUCUUGCUUCAUUCUCCAAUUACUUUAAGAUGUUGUUUGUCCAUCAGACCAGUGACUGUGUCCGUUUGAAAUCGACUGACAUACAGCCCGACAUUUUCAGCUAUCUCUUACAUUUGAUGUACACUGGAAAAAUGGCGCCUCAGCUGAUUGACCCUGUUCAACUGGAACAGGGGAUCAAGUUUCUACACGCUUACCCACUGAUCCAGGAGGCUAGCCUGGCCAGCCAGGGAGCCUUUUCUCAUCCUGACCAACUUUUCCCACUGGCUUCUUCCUUGUAUGGCAUUCAGAUUGCAGAUCACCCCUUGAGACAAGCCACCAAGAUUGCUCCAGCACCUGAAAAGCUUGGGCGAGACGCACAGCCACAGACCCCCAGGAUGAGCCAGGAGCAGGUGCCUGAAGCCUCACAGCUUUCUCAGCUGACUUCCAAUCUGACCCAGGUGAAUCGGACACACAUGACUCCCUCAGACCCACUGCAGACUCCGCUGUCGCCAGAACUGGUUUCCACUCCUGUGCCUCCCCCUCCUCCUGGGGAUGAGACCAAUCUGGAAGCCUCUUCCUCUGAUGAACAGCCUGCAUCUCUCACCAUAGCCCACGUCAAGCCGAGCAUCAUGAAGAGGAAUGGAAGCUUCCCAAAGUACUAUGCCUGCCACUUGUGUGGCCGGCGCUUUACCCUCCGGAGCAGUUUGCGGGAGCACCUCCAGAUUCACACAGGAGUACCGUUCACGUCAAGCCAACCAGGAGAGAGCCGAGUUCCCCUGUCUCUUUGUAGCAAUGCAGCUGACCUAGGAAAAGAUGCCAUGGAGGUGCCUGAAACUGGGAUGAUAAGUGACAGUGAGCUGCAGCACAUUUCAGACUCCCCGAUCAUAGACGGGCAGCAGCACUCGGAGACACCGCCGCCCUCAGACAUCGCGGACAUUGACAACCUGGAGCAGGUGGACCAAGAGAGGGAGGUAAAGAGGCGGAAGUAUGAGUGCACAAUAUGUGGACGCAAAUUCAUCCAGAAAAGCCACUGGAGGGAGCACAUGUACAUACACACGGGGAAGCCUUUCAAAUGCAGCACUUGUGACAAGAGUUUUUGCAGGGCCAACCAGGCUGCCCGGCACGUGUGCCUCAACCAGAGCAUUGACACGUACACCAUGGUGGACAAACAGACGCUGGAGCUCUGCACGUUUGAGGAAGGCAGUCAGAUGGACAACAUGUUGGUACAAACCAACAAACCCUACAAAUGCAACUUGUGUGACAAAACAUUCUCGACUCCCAAUGAGGUGGUUAAACAUUCAUGCCGAAACCAGAACUCAGAUGUCUUUGCCCUUGAUGAAGGGCGGUCCAUCCUCCUGGGCAGUGGGAACUCUGAAGUCACAGAACCUGACCACCCAGUGUUAGCGUCCAUCAAAAAGGAACAGGAAACAGUGUUGUUAGACUGAUGUUACCUGUCUUUUUAAAAACUGUCAUUUUUACAAAGACUACCUUCCCUAACCCCAAUUCAGAACUAUAGUUCUCCAUGGCAUGAUGCAAGCAGGUCGCUGUUCCUUUCCCCUCGCCCCCAUCUCCCCAUUCCCAGCGCCGCCUCCGUAAAGGUUUUGUGCAUUAUAAACCUGGAACAUACCUAACUUUAAUUCAGGGGAUAUUGGAAAGGUAAUGGUCAGUAGUACUUAAAAACUUGAAUAGAUUUUUGAGAAAUUUUAGAUUAUUUAAAAGCAUACUUGGAAAUAAUGAAGGGUAUAUAACAAAACGAAACAACUAGAAUGCAAUUUGGUAAGCUAAAAUUAUGACUUCCCCUGGGUAAUAAGUCUUCUCAGAAAAUGUCAAAAAAUAUAGCAACCUUCUUAGAGAUACAGCUGAGCACUGUACUAUGCACAAUGUAGAAAGUGUGGGAGAACUUUAAACCCAAGAAAACAUUCUUAGUAUUUAUCCUCUGGGUGUCUUAUUUCAGAAUGCAUCCUUUGAGAUUAUGUCCAGUCAGGAAAAAUCAUUAGUUAGGAAUCUGAACAAAACACAGAGGAGAAAAAGUAAUAAUGUGAUGGCAAUCUUAAUUUUUGGAUAAAACAUGACAAGUUGUGAGUUUGUGCAUUUAUAAGAGAAAAUAUAUGGAUACUUGCUAUGAACAGGUGAAUUAAUGCACAUGCCUUAUCUCAUUGCUGGCUUCUUUCAAAGUUGAACAAUAACAAAAUACUGUGUUUUACUUUGUAACAAAUUUGUUGGUUGUUUUAAAAAUCAGAUUUGAAAGUACGAUUCCAUAGAUUGAAUAUAAAAUGACAUGCCAUUCUAGCAGUUGCCAGUGGUAAAUUUAUUUUAGCACCAACCAGCUGCUUUUAAAUCAGUGUGAAUACUGCAGGAAAAAGGAUAGGGAAUGUAAUCUUACAGGGAAGUUCAGCAUAGCGUGUAGGAACUUCAGUGACUACGAAAGUUAAUGCUAACAUAAUGGCAACAUUCACUGAAGCAUCAAAAAUGGCAGAGAAAUCAAGACAAAAAAAUGCUGAUUGCUUUUUUUGGAAAAACCUAAUUUUUAUGUUUAGUCUCCAGUAUUUUCUUUUUUAACAUCUGAGAUUUCCUCCAUUGGCCUGAAAGCGUAAAAUUUGUCCAUUCAUCUUCCCUUAGGCCAGUAACAGAAUGGUCUCACAGGGCAAAACAGGAGCCAGAAGUAAGGACCGAAGGGGAAAGGGAAGAACAUUAAUAGCUGAGCUGUAUGUGUGUUAAAAACUGAAUAUCCCGUCCUCCUAUUUCAUGUAUAGUUGAGUUCUCACAUUUGUAAGUUUUUAUACAUACCUUCAUUGAAUAAACAUUUAAUUAAAUGUUUAUAUCA
Messenger RNA from Manis javanica (Malayan pangolin), 4317 nucleotides. The record is from RefSeq and is a predicted model, not a curated record. Lineage: Eukaryota; Metazoa; Chordata; Mammalia; Pholidota; Manidae.